AUGCAAUACAAAACAAUUUUUGGUUUUCGUUUGCUCUUAGGACUAUGGAAAAAUCCUCCAACUGUAGAGAGGGAUUUUAUGCAAGUGAUUCAACGAUUGUUAGGCGGAGAUGCACCACCUAAUAAGGUGCAAGAGGUGAAAAAUGAGUCCUACAUUAAUCUACAAGUUCUACAACGAAAUGAAUCGAUGCGAUUGUUUGCUCCGAACCCGAAUGCCGCGGAUAAGAAAAUGGUGUACGAAAUCAUUUUGGAGCGGCCCCACUCAGAAACAAUCAACACAUCGUACAGUUUGUAUCGUGCAACAACGCUAGUGACCGCCGAAGAAAAAUUCGAAGCUUUCCAUCAAAGAUUACCGGAGCUAGUUAAAAUUGUUCGCGAGAUGUACAAUAUUAAUGGCCUGCAAAAGUUAUGUGAUGUACUGGUCGAAAAUCCUUCCUGGUCGUUGGCACACGUCGUUGCUUUUUUUAACUUAACGGAUUAUAUAUCGAAUCCAAGUAUCGUUGAUUUUCUGGACUAUGCCGAAUAUUCCGAAAUGAUGACACCAUUGCACGUUGCUGUUAAAGCAAAUAAUACUGAAUUUGUAAAAGCGUUGAUACAAUCAAAUCAGUGCAAUUUGGAACAUUUGGAUAAAAAUAGUAAUUCCGUGUUUCAUUAUGCAGCUAGUACAACCAAGGAAAUGAUAAAUCUUAUAACUGUAAAAAGUAUUUCGAAUCUUAACCAUUGCAACAUAGAUGGUUAUACACCGCUUCAUCUAGCUUGCCUGGCGGACAAACCGGAUUGUGUGAAGGCUUUAUUGCUAGCAGGAGCGGACACUAAUAAAAUGGCUCGCGGUGCCGGUACAUCGUACACUAAAACCAUUCCAUCUACCUGCUCUGAUGAUGAUUCUUUGUUAGGCAAUGUUGCGGAUUUUCUUGUUAGUCACCCGAAUAAACUGUUAACGCAGGAUAUGAAACAUGGUGGGACGCCGUUGCAUUGGUGUUCAAGUCGAGAGGUAUUGAACUCGUUGAUUGAACGUGGCUGCGACGUGAAUUUAGUCAACUUUAACGGACAGACGCCGCUGCAUAUUAUGGUCGCACGAGAUCGCUUGGAGUGUGUCGUCGCACUACUGGCACACGAGGCUGAAAUUGAUGUCGUUGAUAGCUCAGGAAAUACACCCUUGCAUAUUGCAGUGGAAAAGAAGCUGAUUCCUAUUGUACAGUGUCUGAUAGUGUUUGGAGCUGAUUUUAACAAACCAAACAAGGAUGGUAAAACACCUCGGCAUAUGGUUGGUAAGGAUGAUAAUGGCACAAAGGAUGCAAUGACUCUCUACAUCUUGCACUCAGUGGGUGCCAAACGAUGCACAGAAAAAGGAACCAAAUGUCCGCCAGGUUGUGCGGCAGCCGGGACAUACAAUGGUAUCCCUCCGGCACAGCCGGAAACGUCCGAACAGCGUGAGCACAUUCGAGAGGUGCUGGCAUUAACCAGCAAAUCACACCGCAACAGUGUGCCAAGCAUGAUAUCCAACACUAUUCGUGGAGUAAUUCCCGAAGAGCGUGAAAGAAGCGAGGUUAAAACAAUUGACGUCAGUCAAGAACGAAAAGGAGCAAGCAUGAUGGAUGCACUGUUGUCCAUGUUCAUGAAUAAAGUAGAAGCCGCUUCCAAGCCUACUUCACCUACGUCAACGUCUUCCUCGCAUAAGACGGGAGGGAAUCUACUGGGAGAUUUUGAUGUCGGCGACGAACCAAUGCUGACUGACGAGGCUGCUGGUGGCAGUUGUUCCAAUACACCUACUGCGGAGUCCUCUAAUGGUCAUCGCACAGUGGGAGAUCAACAGCGACCGAGUGCGGAUGGAUCUAGUAAUCAAGCGUAUAAAGGACGAGGUCGCUUACUGUGUCUCGACGGCGGUGGUAUUAGGGGAUUGGUUUUGGCGCAAAUGCUGCUAGAAAUAGAGAACCUAGCCCAAGCACCUAUUGUACAUCUGUUCGAUUGGAUUGCGGGCACUAGCACUGGCGGUAUUUUGGGACUUGCACUGGGAUGUGGAAAAACAAUGAAACAGUGCAUGUGCCUAUAUUUGCGUAUGAAAGACCAAGCGUUCGUCGGUUUGCGUCCUUAUCCAAGUGACCCUCUCGAGUCGGUGUUGAAGGAACAGUUGGGAGAAUUCACAGUCAUGUCCGAUAUAAAACAUCCCCGUUUGAUGGUGACAGGAGUGAUGGCUGAUAGAAAACCGGUUAAUUUGCAUCUCUUCCGUAACUACGAGUGUGCAAGUGACAUUAUGGGUAUCGUAACACCUUCGAAUAAUCGUGGACAUCCUCCGCCGCCACCCAAUGAGCAGCUAGUUUGGCGUGCCGCAAGAGCUACUGGUGCCGCCCCAUCAUACUUCCGUGCGUUUGGUCGCUUUUUGGAUGGAGGACUGAUUGCGAAUAAUCCAACGCUAGACGCAAUCACGGAAAUCCAUGAACUAAAUGCUGCCCUCCAGUAUGUUGGUCGAGGGUCUGAGGCAGUCCCGGUUUCAGUUGUAGUUUCGCUAGGCACAGGAUUGACACCAGUAGUGGAUUUGAAAGAGAUCGAUGUGUUUCGGCCAGAGAGUAUAUGGGAUACGGCUAGAAUGGCGUACGGUAUUUCUACCAUGAGUAUACUGCUGGUGGAUCAAGCGACAGCAUCAGAUGGUCGAGUGGUUGACCGAGCCAGGGCAUGGUGUAGUAUGAUAGGCACGCCGUACUUCCGCUUCAACCCUCAAUUGUCUGUGGACAUUGCUAUGGACGAAAAGAUAGACGAGCCGUUGAUUAACAUGCUGUGGGAAACAAAGGCUUACAUGCACAGCAAUCGAAAGCAAGUCAUAGAGCUUAUAAAUCUAUUAAAAUAGCAGUAAACUGAGUUGCACUGGUAAUAGGUUGCCAAAUAAAGAAAAAUAAAUAUACAUACUUUUACCCUCCUUCACCACUUAAACCACCUACAUAAACGCCCACCAGUAGAUGAAAAGAAACGAUAGCUGAUUUGAUACCAUGGUUUCUUAUGCUUAUUCACCCUAUCAGCAUUUUUCUUUUCUCUUCUAUUAUACACUUCAAUAUUCUCUGCAAUAAAUCUUUCAUACUAUCAAUAUUUGAUUAUGAACUGCAGGUCUGUUUGAAGGUUGACGAUUGUGUCGAGUUAAAAUGUCGUAUUUUACGCGGGAUGAGAAAUCUGAAAAAAUAAUUAUCCUCUUCAUUCCAUUAAUAUAUUCAG
Anopheles nili is the source of this 3200-nucleotide messenger RNA. RefSeq names its product 85/88 kDa calcium-independent phospholipase A2 (gene iPLA2-VIA). The transcript has 11 exons. Lineage: Eukaryota; Metazoa; Arthropoda; Insecta; Diptera; Culicidae. Gene Ontology annotation, biological process: lipid metabolic process; positive regulation of ceramide biosynthetic process. Gene Ontology annotation, molecular function: protein binding. Gene Ontology annotation, cellular component: mitochondrion. The coding region runs from base 1 to 2841 and encodes 946 amino acids. The record is from RefSeq and is a predicted model, not a curated record.